Ceutorhynchus assimilis (cabbage seed weevil) is the source of this 4990-nucleotide messenger RNA. Lineage: Eukaryota; Metazoa; Arthropoda; Insecta; Coleoptera; Curculionidae. The record is from the annotation of a GenBank genome assembly.
AAUGAACUAUAACCAAAAACUGGAAUGCGAACACAUAAGGACGAACGUGAGGCCUAGUGCGGCUGCUGCGGAGGGGAUACCUGUUUUUGUCGCACUCAUUAUGUUAAAUGGCGAAAAUUGCUUCCAACACGUAUUCCAAUUGAUGAAACCUGUGAAGGGAAAUAUGACAAAACUUUCGAAAACGUCAUAUGUCAGCGAGCAACAGAAAAAAACAACAUUCCCCCUUGUGGCAUCUGUCUUUCAUGGCUUCAUUUUUUUGGCAGAUAUGGUAAUGUGUGCACAUUCCAGUUUUUAGCUAUAGUUCAUUGUUUUCAACCAUUGCCGACGUCAUAACUAAGUCGUCAGCUGUUUGAACAGCCUACGUCAAGGCAAGAAACGCCAUGCUGUUUACGUCACAACUAGUUGUUUGGGUGUAGGGGGGAAAGGGGAGAUUUGUUACACACAGGCCUUAUGAGGAUAGGCCAUCCUGUAGUAGUAGUGUGUAUCAUCCUUGCCGAUUCUCAACCUCUAGUCGCAACCUAUCGACACCGACUUCCGAUUGCCUUUCUACAGGGAGUCGGUACGUUACGUAUCGACUUGACGAUUGAGAAUCGGUACAAGUUCUCCGAGCAUUAAUUUACCGUUCGUUUAUUUAAAAAGUGUACUCAGUGCAGGCUCAUUCAUUCACGUUCGUUUAUUAAAAUUAGGAGCCCUCUGAUACAGCGUUUAACUGCUCGCUGGUCAUGUGAUCACGUACGGUUCCUCUGCUCUUUGAGCAAAAUACCGAACGCAAGGUUGGAAUGCCUAAUUCCACUCUGAAAAGUAUGACAAUGACAAUGCUAUGACAAAUGACAUGACUAUCAUGACAUUUAGCCAGGUACAUAAAUAAAUAAAUACUUCAUAAUAUUUAUUUUUUAAUUUUUUUAUUUAUAAAAAAAAAUCAAUAGAAUUUAUUAGGAAAAGAAAGUGAAGUUUGAGGAUAAAUUUUAUAAUAAUUUUUGUGAAUCCCAGUGUAUUAUUAUUAUUAAACAACAAUCACCAGUACAAUUCACAAGUACAGUUUUGUUAUUCUGACAGGGUAAAUCCAUUUAUUGUCAUUUAUUAUUAUGGAAAAUGAUGAUUUUUUGGAACAAUUCCGUAAAAAAGACUUCACCAAAGCUAAAAAGUUCGAUUUCAAGAAAGCAAAAGCCACUAAGUCGCCUGAAAAGUAUAUUCCUGUUUCAAACACUAUCGAAUCAGGGAAACCAUUGCCAAUACAAAAGCUAACGAUAAAACCGAAGAAUGUUAUUGAAAUAGAAUCACCAUCAACUUCUAGUAUUUUAAACGAAUCUUUACCAAAGUUGAAUAAAAAAAAUGUAUUUGGUCAAGCAAAUAAAGAAAAAUUGGAUAAUAGUUGUAAGGAAGACAAUAAUUUUGAUAAACUGUAUAAAAAUGCAUCAACAGCAAAAGAUAGGGUAAAUGGUAUAUGUAAAGAAGAAAAUAUUUUAGACAAUCUUUAUAAAAACAUGUUACCAUUACCAAGUAAACAUGCUACAUCCAUUUCACCAAGAAAACACACAUUAACAAAUUCCCAAAAAAAAGAAAAUAUACUAGAUAGCCUUUAUAAAAAUGCAACACCACAAAAAACCUUUUCUAGAGCUGACAGUAUUGAUGGUAGCCCCAGUUUGAUUUCUGCUAAACAAAAACUUACUGCCAAAAGUACUCCUAGUAUAAGUAAAUAUUUCAAUUCAAAUAAGGAUAUUGCUAAUACUGAAAAUCCUUCAAAAUUCAAUGGAUUGAGUCCGUUCAAAAAGCUCUUGCAAUCGAAAGAAGUAAAAUCAAGUUCAAGUUAUGAAUCUCCUAUAGUAAAACCUAAAAAGUUUGUUUUUAAAAAGAAUCCGAUAACUAGUUCAAGUAGUAGUGAAAAUAAACCCGAUAACAAUUUUGGCAAUGAAUGUGAUAAUAAAGUAACUACAACUACAAUGGAUAUUGGAGAUGUCAAAGACGAUUCUUUUUUCAAAAACAUUGAUAAUGCUCAAGAAAAUAAACCUAUAAUCGAGCCUACUAUCCAAGAUCAAAUUAUUUCAAAUAGUCAAUCUGUAUCAAGUACAACAUUAGGAAUUACCGAUGGUGAUUUUAUGGACGAUGAAGAAUUUACAAGGAGAUUUGGCGGUAUAGUCGAUCUGUGUGAUGAUACCUUGCCAAGUCAUGAAUCUAAUACUCAUAUUUCACCUAGUAUUGAAAAUGUGCCAUCUACAAGUUCAGAUGAGGCUAACAGAAAAAAAACAACAAAAAGUCCUGAAGAUCAUCACAAUACUGAGGAAUUGUUACACGAAAUAUCAAAUAUAAACUGGAACGAAGAUGUUUUCAAAGAAGAACCAGUUUUUACAGGUUUCAAAGACCGAAAUGAUGAUUCUGAAGAGUUUAGAGGCCAAUAUGAUCAUACUGAGGUCAUGCUGGAAGUUUUACAUCAAAAGUUUGGUUUGGUUGAUUUCAGACCUCACCAAAGAGAAAUCAUAAAUGCCAGUGUAACACAACACGAUUGUUUUGUAUUGAUGCCGACAGGUGGUGGCAAAAGUUUAUGCUAUCAAUUACCAGCAAUUUUAAUGCCUGGCGUUACAAUUGUAAUUUCACCGUUGAGAGCCCUUAUCAGCGAUCAAGUAGAUAAACUCAAUAAUCUCGACAUAGCCGCUGCUCAUUUAUGUUCCGACGUAACAAAAACGGAAAGCGAGCAGAUUUACAAGAAGCUGAGCAUGCGAGAGCCGGCUAUAAAGUUGCUUUAUCUAACUCCCGAAAAAAUUAAUGCUUCCAGAAUGAUUAUAGAUAUACUAGAAAACUUGUAUCAGCGUGGCAAACUGGCACGUUUUGUCAUAGAUGAAGUACACUGUUUGUCACAAUGGGGCCACGAUUUUCGGCCUGAUUACAAAGAAUUGGGCAAGUUAAGGCAAAAUUACAAAGACGUGCCGAUUAUUUGUCUUACUGCCACAGCAACAAAACAAGUUGAAAACGAUGUAAUCAAUAUUUUACAUUUGAAAAAUGUAAAAAAAUUUAUAACUAGCUUCAAUAGGCCAAACAUUAAGUACGAAGUGAUUGAUAAAAAAGGAAAAGUAGAGGAUAUAGCAAAUUUAAUACAAACAAAAUUUGCGAAAAAAUCUGGAAUUGUUUAUUGUCUUGGUAGAAAAGACUGUGAUAAUUUAGCUGGUAGUUUGAUUAAGCUAGGAGUUAAAGCAAAGCCAUAUCAUGCUGGAAUGAAGGAUAAGGUUCGUGAAGCCAUUCAAAGAGAAUGGAUGCAAGAUAGAUUUCAUGUAAUUGUAGCCACAAUAGCCUUUGGUAUGGGUAUCGACAAACCAGACGUACGUUUUGUUAUUCACAAUUCUAUACCAAAAUCAGUGGAAGCUUUCUAUCAGGAAAGCGGCAGAGCAGGCCGAGAUGGCGAAAUUUCCUAUUCUUAUUUGUUUUAUCAUUAUGGAGAUGUUGGACGACUUCUAAAAUUGAUUCAAAUGGAUUGUAACAAUAGAAAAACGCUGGAGGCGCACAAAGAAAAUUUAAAGCAAAUGGCCAGUUUUUCGGAAAAUAUGGUGGAUUGUCGCAGAUAUUUGUUGCUCAUUCAUUUAGGCGAACAUUUCGACAGACGUAUAUGUAUCAGUAAUAAAGGCACGACUUGUGAUAAUUGCGAAAAUGUUAACAAAUAUGAGACUUUAGAUGUGACAAAAGAAGCCAAAGAAUUGUGCGAUAUUGUUAAGGAUCUAUCAAUCAAGGAAAAUGUUACUAUGUUGCAUGUAGCUGACAUUUAUAGGGGAGCAAAAAUAAAGAAAAUCUUGGAUCGUCGUCAUAAUCAGCAUCGUUUCUAUGGCGCUGGCGCCACAAUGGACCGAAACGACGUACAACGCGUCCUCAAAGAAUUAAUCUUGAAACACAUUUUAGAUGAUAUUUGCAAAUAUACUGGUGAUUUCCCUGUAGUUUACAUAAAGACUGGCCCAAAGUUUUCCCAAUUCAAAAAUUCGAAUUAUCGUCUUACUAUAUCUGUUCAUAAAACAAGACCUAGUAGAAACAUUAAGGGACCUACUGAAGACCAUUCUCCUAAAAAUUUAGCUAAUAAUGGCUGGACCUCCGAUAAUAGUACUGCAUCUACUUCCAAAGAAAUAGUGCGACACACUAUACAGAAAUCAAAUACAGCUAAACUUCAGGCUGUAAGAAAACUACAGCUGUCCCAACUAAAAGUUUCUUGUCAAGAAGAACUUUUAGAAGAAUGUAGACGUUUGGCCAUGGAACGCAACUUGACCCUUUCUUCAGUGAUGAACUUAACAGCCAUAAAAACAAUGAGCGAUAAUUUGCCGCAAACCAAAGAAGAAAUGUUAAAAAUCCAACAUGUAACUGUGGCAAAUUACAACAAAUAUGGAGAAUUUUUCUUAAAAAUUACCCAAAAAUUUCGAUUGCAACAUGACGCGAUUCAACCGCUUACUAAACUAAAAAAUUCCACUGAAUUAGAAACGGCGACAAGUCAAGGCUUCUCUGAAGCAGAGGAUGAUGAUUUUUAUGAAACAGGCAAUUCACUGAAAGGAGUGAAACGUAAAAGUGGGGGUGGUGGAUGGAGAGGUAAAAAGGGCGGAUUCAAAAGGAGAAGAGUGGCGACCAAAAAAAAGAAAUCGCCUGCUAAAGGCAAAGCUGGUAGUAGUGGCUGGAAGAGUAAAAAUGCAAACAGUUGGAAGAGUGGCGGUGGCGGAGGAAGCUUAGGUACGAUGCCGGUGCGGCAUAUAAAGUAAUACUUGUGUUUUAUAUGAUGGCUCAAACUUUUUUUUCAUUUUGUUAAGUUGUUGUCUCUUGAAGCCUUAAAAGCUGUAUUUAUUAUUUGUAUUAUAUGUUUGUGGAGAUUAAUUUUUCGAAUUGGAAAAAACUGGUCUCUGUUCCUAUGAAAGAGACCUGAGAUGCCUUUACAUAGUUAUAACCAUUGUAUUUCUUUUUUUUUUAAAUAAAGUUAUUAUGAUUUUUUUUAUUUUUUCAUUUAUUACCAACUCCAUAAUUAGUAAGCAUA